CGAAAUAUUUUUGGAAAUCACGAGCGGUGAGAGCACGUACUCGCAUAGGUUAGGUGGAUCGGAGGACGACGACGAUGACGCGCGCGCGCGUGGGCAAGACUUUCUACGCCACGCGAGCACAGGUGUAGCCGGCGCAGAGAUUAGUUUGGCGGCAGCGUUGAAAAGGUGUUGCCGGAAUGUCGGCGAGGCGCGAGAAUGGGAAGACUACGAAUCCUCGGGGUAUCCUUCGCUGACGCGCCUCUGCGCGCCGGUGCCUCCUGGAACGCGCACGCCUGCGACACGAUAUCUCGUGCGUUUCGAGCGCCGCGAGGUUAGCUCGGGCACGCGACACGUCGGUGAGAAUGUCGAGCGUGGUCGCGAGGCCGCGUUUUAGCGGAUAUUUGACCACCUUUUGGCGUCUGCGGCAACGGCAGUACAGCACGAUAGUCGACUCGACCAGGGGCAAGCAAGAGAAUCUUGAAGCUAGACAGAGGGAGGUCAUGGCGCGCGGUCUUCCGAAACGAAAACGCAUAAAGGGCGUUAAACAAAUUUUUCUAAUCGCCUCCGGCAAGGGCGGCGUUGGGAAAUCGACCACCGCCGUGAAUCUGGCAACCGCCCUGAAAAUUAUUGAACCAAAGAGGUCUGUAGGAUUGCUGGAUGCCGACGUUUUCGGACCCUCUGUACCUCUGAUGAUGAACAUACACGAGUCACCUGUGCUGAAUCGAGACAACCUUAUGGAGCCUCUUGUAAAUUACGGUGUGAAAUGUAUGUCCAUGGGAUUUUUAAUCGACGAGAAAUCACCAGUAGUUUGGAGAGGGCUGAUGGUGAUGAGCGCGCUGGACAAGCUGGUGAAUCAGGUUGCGUGGGGGCCGCUGGAUUAUCUCGUGAUCGACACUCCUCCCGGGACAGGGGAUACGCAUCUCUCUCUGAUCCAGACUCUCUUUAUUGCCGGUGCGUUGCUGGUGACGACGCCGCAGAAAGUCGCGCUGGAGGUGACCAGGAGAGGCGCGAAUAUGUUCAAGAAGUUGGACAUCCCCGUUGCCGGUAUUGUGGAGAAUAUGAGCAGCGUUACGUGUCCGAGAUGCCAGACGGAGGUGCCACUCUUCGGCAACGCCACGCUCACGUUAGCCAAAGAACUUGAUGUGGAUAUUUUGCAGAAGGUACCGAUGCACGAAAGCAUCGCGGAAAGUUCGGACAGUGGCAAACCCAUUGUCCUAGCGGCACCAAAGAGCAGACAAGCAGAAGCUUAUAGGGAGUUAGCAGAACACGUUGUUACAUUUUUAAAUAAGCAGGAAAUAAAUGAGUGAUAAAACAAGAA
Messenger RNA from Vollenhovia emeryi, 1297 nucleotides. RefSeq names its product iron-sulfur protein NUBPL (gene Nubpl). Gene Ontology annotation, cellular component: mitochondrion. The transcript has 4 exons. Gene Ontology annotation, molecular function: ATP binding; ATP-dependent FeS chaperone activity; 4 iron, 4 sulfur cluster binding. NCBI's taxonomy places the organism in Eukaryota, Metazoa, Arthropoda, Insecta, Hymenoptera, Formicidae. Bases 342 to 1286 code for a protein of 314 amino acids. The record is from RefSeq and is a predicted model, not a curated record. Gene Ontology annotation, biological process: iron-sulfur cluster assembly; mitochondrial respiratory chain complex I assembly.